Messenger RNA from Gaeumannomyces tritici R3-111a-1, 168 nucleotides. RefSeq lists its product as hypothetical. The record is from RefSeq and is a predicted model, not a curated record. The transcript is spliced from 5 exons. Lineage: Eukaryota; Fungi; Ascomycota; Sordariomycetes; Magnaporthales; Magnaporthaceae. The coding region runs from base 1 to 168 and encodes 55 amino acids.
AUGCAGGCACUUAAAGCUCUCCUUUCAGCAUUUAUGAGACGUGCGAAAUUUAAUCUCAGGCGACAUCUUAUACUUAUUUACAACCAAAGAGCCGCCGAGUACUACAAGGCUGUUUUUGGGGUUGAUUGGCUGAGUAACCCAGAGAGAUCAGGCUUUUCUUCAAAGUAA